Styela clava is the source of this 877-nucleotide messenger RNA. Its product is annotated as ragulator complex protein LAMTOR1-like. The record is from RefSeq and is a predicted model, not a curated record. NCBI's taxonomy places the organism in Eukaryota, Metazoa, Chordata, Ascidiacea, Stolidobranchia, Styelidae. Gene Ontology annotation, biological process: regulation of receptor recycling; positive regulation of MAPK cascade; cellular response to amino acid stimulus. Gene Ontology annotation, cellular component: membrane raft; late endosome membrane; Ragulator complex. Gene Ontology annotation, molecular function: guanyl-nucleotide exchange factor activity; molecular adaptor activity.
AUUUUUUUAUUCCAGUAUCCCACUGUUAUCCACAUAGUAUAAAUAAUAUUAAUGCAUCCUAUCUACUGAUCUAUCAUGGGUUGCCUCGAGAGUUGUUUAAAGAAAAAUGAGGAGGAAGCGGAUGAGCGAACAUCGUUGCUAGGAAAUGGGAAUAGUACAAUUGCGAACACAGCCCCAAUCAAUACACAAGUCAUCGCAGAGGAGCAUACACCUAUUGGAAGCGUAUCACGAAGCCAGCAGGACGAACAGACGUUACUUAACGGGAUUCUAACAAAAUAUUCAUCGGACGUUAUUGACGUAACAGCGAUAGAUUCGAGGAUAGACGCUGUGGAAUAUAUGAACAGAGUGACGCUGUAUAAUAGAAAAUUAACAGCUCUUGGCGGGAGAUUGGAGGUGAGAAAGCCGUCGUUACGGUCCGCUUGCAACAAUCCUGCGACGUUACUCGGCGGUCCGAUGCCUUCAUUUGAUGACAUCAUGCUUAUUAAUGAAAUCAGCGAGAGUUUGGCUGUUGCCGCGGGAGACAUACGUGUCAUAAGGAAACAAGACUUAACAAUUGAUCUUGCCCAGCGAUGAGAAAUCAAAAACUACGACUGUAAAAAUAUGUUUUUUCAUAAAUAUUUCCGUAUUUUUCAUCAAACAAAGCUCCUGGUGAGAAGCUGAUAACUAAGGAACACCGUUUUUGAAUAUUCAACAUUUUACUCCAAAUCAGGCCCUGUGCAAACAGCCACUGAGAGCCAGAAGUCCCCCAACUUUUGUGUUUGACGUUUCACUUUAAACAAGGCACUGGGCAAGGAGCAUUUUGACUUGGACUCAAGCUCAAAUAUCUGAGAAAAGGUUGAAGCCAGGGGCGAGGGGUGGGGUUAUGACGUGAAAUGUU